CGGAACGCGAGGGGCGAGCGCGAGGGAGCCCCCCUCCGAAACACCCUCCCGCCCCAGGAGCGCCUGCAGCGGCGGCCCGGCGAGAAUCGGCUCCAGGAGAUGAUAGAAAGUGACAUCUCAUCCAUGAUGUCAGGAAUUAUUCGAAACUCAGGGCAAAGUCACCACCCCUCUUCACAGGAAUACAGGCUUCUGGCCACCACUGGUGAUGACGACCUUCCUGGGGACCUGCAGUCGCUGUCGUGGCUCACGGCUGUGGAUGUGCCACGGCUACAGCAGAUGGCGAGUGGCCGCGUGGACCUGGGCGGCCCCAGUGCACCCCACGCACACCCAGGUGCCUUGACCAGGGCAGCUGACCUGCACGUGGGAGCCACCCCAGGUCCCCUGCUCCACAGCCCGGCCGCCAUGGCCCACCAAGGCAUGCUAGGUCUGGGUCCCAUGACCAACCAUGGAGCCAGCAUGAGCCAGUUCCCUAUCGGGGGCCAGCCCUCAUCCAGCCUGCAGGACCCGCCACAGCUAUACUCUCCCGCCUCCCAUCCACAGUUCCCGCUGCCCCCGGGCGUCCAGCAGUGCUCUCCUGUGGGCCUAUAUGGCCCCCCAUUUGGGGCGCGGACACCCUACCCCCAGUCCCGAAUGGCUGUGCAUGCAUCCCAGGAACUGCACCCCAAACACUACCCCAAGCCCAUCUAUUCCUACAGCUGUCUGAUCGCCAUGGCCUUGAAGAACAGCAAGACAGGCAGCCUGCCCGUGAGCGAGAUCUACAGCUUCAUGAAGGAGCACUUCCCCUACUUCAAGACGGCUCCCGACGGCUGGAAGAACUCGGUGCGGCACAACCUGUCUCUGAACAAGUGCUUUGAGAAGGUGGAGAACAAGAUGAGCGGGUCUUCGCGCAAGGGCUGCCUGUGGGCCCUGAACUUGGCCCGCAUCGACAAGAUGGAGGAAGAGAUGCACAAGUGGAAGAGGAAGGACCUGGCUGCCAUCCACAGGAGCAUGGCCAACCCUGAGGAGCUGGACAAGCUGAUCUCAGACCGGCCAGAAAGCUGCCGACGCCCUGGCAAGCCAGGGGAGCCGGACGCCCCCAUGCUGACCCACGCCACCACGGUGGCCAUGGCCCACAGCUGCCUGGCCGUCUCGCAGCUCCCGCCCCAGCCACUGAUGACCCUGUCCCUGCAGUCGGUGCCCCUGCACCACCAGGUCCAGCCCCAGGCACAUCUUGCCCCAGACUCCCCUGCCCCGGCCCAGACCCCGCCCCUGCAUGCCCUGCCGGAUCUGAGCCCCAGCCCCCUCCCCCACCCGGCCCUGGGAAGAGCCCCCGGGGACUUCAUCAACAUCAGCACUGACCUGAACACCGAGGUGGAUGCCCUGGACCCCAGCAUCAUGGACUUCGCUCUGCAGGGGAAUCUUUGGGAGGAGAUGAAGGAUGAGGGCUUCAGCCUGGACACCCUGGGGGCCUUCGGAGACUCUCCACUUGGCUGUGAGCUGGGCGCCUCGGGCCUGACCCCCAUCUCUGGCGGCAGCGACCAGUCCUUCCCCGACCUGCAGGUGACUGGGCUCUACGCCACGUACUCGACCCCGGACAAUGUGGCCACGUCAGCUGCCACCUCCUCCUCUCAGUACCUGAGUGCCCCAGGGAACAAGCCCAUAGCCCUGCUGUGAGCUGACGGCCUCCCUGGCUCCAGAAUCUGGACCAGGAGGGAUGCUCGCUGGGCUGGGCGUUCCCCGAGGAAAGGCCCCUCACCUUCCCACAGGCCUCCGAAACUUCGAUGGAGCAGCUGGCUGAUAGGGAUGCAGGUCCUCCCUCAUCUCCAUGGGAAGCUGCUGGGGCCUCCCCAAGUCAGAAGGAGAGAGGAGAGUGGACACGCACCCCCGCCUCCCCCACUUUCUGAUGCUCCUCCAAGGCCUGAGAUGCGGAGAACAAGCUUCUUCCUGCCUGCUUUCCCACUGGCUCCCA
Molecule: messenger RNA, 1948 nt
Organism: Phacochoerus africanus (Common warthog)
Lineage: Eukaryota; Metazoa; Chordata; Mammalia; Artiodactyla; Suidae
Gene: FOXN4
Product: forkhead box N4
Exons: 10
Coding region: 100-1653 (517 amino acids)
Biological process (GO): regulation of DNA-templated transcription
Cellular component (GO): nucleus
Molecular function (GO): cis-regulatory region sequence-specific DNA binding; DNA-binding transcription factor activity
Source: RefSeq, a predicted model, not a curated record